AUGGCUUAUGAGUUUUACAACCAGUAUGCUAAAAUGAACGGGUUUGCAAUUCUCAAGAGUAAGAUCCUUCGAAGCAAGAAAGGAGAAAUAUUACAGCGGACAUUUGUUUGUCACAGACAGAGGUUUAAGGAGGAUAAAGGUUUAACAAUAGAAAAUCGUAAGCGUGAGUGUAAACUUGAGAGUCGAUGUGGAUGUGAAGCAAAAUUUCGAGUGCAUAUAGACAUGGUCUCACAACGUUGGUGGACAACAGUUUUUAAUGAUCAACACAAUCAUGAGCUUUUAGAUGAAGAGUACCAUGGAAUGCUUGCUUCACAUCGAAAAAUGAAAGAGUCAGAUAUAAUGCAGAUGAACGACAUGUUGAAGGUUGGUAUAAGGCCGUCUCAAUUCUAUGGUUAUUUUGCCAACAAAUCAGAAGGGUAUGAAAAAAUAGGGUUUCGUAGGAAGGAUAUAUAUAAUCAAAUAGGAAAACAACGCCUUUUGCAACAAUGUGAUGGUAAAAAUGUUUUACACCAUCUUUGUGGGCUGCCAUCAGAUGACCCGAUGAUGUUUUAUCGCCACACUGUUGAUGGAUAA
Molecule: messenger RNA, 573 nt
Organism: Lathyrus sativus (Indian pea)
Lineage: Eukaryota; Viridiplantae; Streptophyta; Magnoliopsida; Fabales; Fabaceae
Source: the annotation of a GenBank genome assembly